AUGGAAUCCCUCCUCAAGGAAGCUGACCUGGUCAGGGUCGUCCGGCGAGGUGAGGAGAUCACGACCAGAGUUCUGGAGGCCGAGAGCGAAAAUGGCUCGGCCAUACUCUCCGUGGACAAGGCCAGGGAGGAAGUGGGCUGGCAGGAGGUCGAGCGGAAGUUCAACGAUGGAGAGUGUGUGGAGGCCACGAUAACCGGCCACAACCGCGGAGGAGUCCUGGUUGAGGGGAAGCACGUGGAUGUCAAGAUACUGGAGGUUGACCGCUCCAGGAAGAGGGCGAUAUUCUCGGAGAAGGCGUUGCUCCAGGAGAGGCGGGAGUCGCAGAAGGAGCGUAUUCUCCAGGAGUUGAAUGAGGGAGAGGUGAGAAAGGGCAAGGUGUCGGGCGUUUGCGACUUCGGCGCUUUUGUCGACCUUGGAGGAGCGGACGGCUUGGUCCACAUCUCCGAGCUUUCCUGGGAGCCGGUGAGGGCUACGGAGGACGUGGUUAAGGUGGGUGACGAGCUUGAGGUCUACGUGAUGAAGGUAGACCAGGACACCAAGAGGAUAGCUCUGAGCCUCAGGCGCUUGGGCCCGGCCCCUUGGGACACCGUUCUGGAGCGAUACCAGGUCGACCAGUUGGUCGAGGGCACCAUAACCAAGCUGACCAACUUUGGCGCAUUUGCGCGCAUAGAGGGGUCUUUAGAAGGACUAAUCCAUAUCUCGGAACUGAGCCAUAACCUCAUCCAACACCCCAAGGAGGUGGUCAGGGAAGGGGAGGUCUUCACCUUGAGGAUACUGAAGAUAGAGCCUGAGCGGAGGAGACUGGCGCUCAGCCUUAAGCGGGCGGAGGAGAUUUAA
Molecule: messenger RNA, 837 nt
Organism: Geodia barretti
Lineage: Eukaryota; Metazoa; Porifera; Demospongiae; Tetractinellida; Geodiidae
Source: the annotation of a GenBank genome assembly